This is a messenger RNA of Staurois parvus, 297 nucleotides long. The record is from the annotation of a GenBank genome assembly. Lineage: Eukaryota; Metazoa; Chordata; Amphibia; Anura; Ranidae.
UUAGCUGUGAUUUGGUCACAGCUAAUCACAUGACAUGUGCAUGUGAUUAGCUGUGACCAUUCACAGCUAGGCACUAGUAUACAAUAGAUGGCAUGAAUGAAGCCAUCCAUUGUAUACAACUGCCAUGUGACCUGCUGUGAUUGGUCACAGCAGGUCACAUGGUUCCUGCAACGGGGGCCGGUACUCAGAUCUGCCAUCGGCCGUGUCCGAGGUACGCGGCCGGUGACAGAUCGCGCUCCUGCGCCGCUCUGCAUUAGCGCAAACUGCGCAGCUAGAAAUGGCGGGUGCCAUUUAUGA